Messenger RNA from Penicillium macrosclerotiorum, 1500 nucleotides. Its product is annotated as WD40 repeat domain-containing protein. Gene Ontology annotation, cellular component: cell division site; nucleus; cell tip. The record is from RefSeq and is a predicted model, not a curated record. Bases 1 to 1500 code for a protein of 499 amino acids. Gene Ontology annotation, molecular function: protein binding. Gene Ontology annotation, biological process: carbon catabolite repression of transcription. NCBI's taxonomy places the organism in Eukaryota, Fungi, Ascomycota, Eurotiomycetes, Eurotiales, Aspergillaceae. The transcript has 3 exons.
AUGCACGGAGUAGCUCGGUGUGUCUUACCGCCACCUCCCCCUCGCUAUACCAUCCCUGUCGCGUAUGCGGCAGGGGCUGCCAAUGGCAUGGCUGUCCCGGUGGUCGAAACGAACAACACAAUCACUCACCCGGACAGCGGAUGCCCAUUACAAGUCGGAGAAGGUACCUACACACUGAAGGAUGACCUACUACUGGCAACACCGCCGCCUCAUCCGUCAGAAGCGCCAAUUAUCAAUCCCAACCCGCUAGCAACAGUCCCGUCGCCUCCGACAGCAGGCGUCAAGGUCUCACUAGUGAGCCUGGACCCGCGCAAGAAGCCGCCAACUUUCUUGAAGACCGCCGUGGCAGCACCCCAAUUCGGCGAUGGGAACGCGGCCCUAACACCGCCUACGCCACAGGCCAAGGAUGCCUCCAAGAAGCGGAAGCCAAAGAACAACAUCAUCAAGAGCAGUUCCUCGUUCGUCUCGCGAGUCAUAACGCACGAAACGUCAGCGAAGCGACUAAAUGACCGCGACCCAAAUGGUGUUUUUGCCUUUGCGAAUAUCAACCGAGCUUUCCAGUGGUUGGAUCUCAAUUCGGCACAGAAGGAGGAGCACCUCACCAAGGUUCUCUUCACCAAGGCGCACAUGCUGUGCCAUGAUAUCAACGAAGUGACCAAGACGGCGUCGCACCUGGAUAUUGUGAUGGGCUCUUCCGCCGGCGACAUCAUCUGGUAUGAGCCCAUGUCGCAGAAGUAUGCGCGCAUCAAUAAGAACGGAGUCAUCAACAACUCCCCUGUCACAAACAUCAAGUGGUUACCGGGCUCAGAGAACCUGUUCAUGGCGUCGCAUGCAAACGGUGUCUUGGUUGUCUACGAUAAGGAGAAAGAUGAUGCGCUCUUCACCCCCGAAGCCACGGGCCAGUCCGAUUCCAGCCGGUUCCCCCUUGAAGUUUUGAAGUCCGUCCACUCCAAAAACCAGAAGACGAACCCGGUGUCGCUGUGGAAGCUGGCGAACCAGAAGAUAUCUCAUUUCUCCUUUUCUCCGGACCAGCGGCACCUGGCUAUCGUUCUCGAGGAUGGAUCACUUCGAAUCAUGGAUUAUCUGAAAGAAGAGUAUGUCGUAUAUCUGCCCAUUCGUCUUUGUUCUCAGCGGGGGGCUAACCAACAAUCCAGGGUCCUUGAUAUUUUCCGUAGCUAUUACGGCGGCUUGAUCUGUGUCUGCUGGUCGCCUGACGGCAAGUAUAUUGUGACUGGCGGCCAGGAUGAUCUGUUAACUAUCUGGUCCUUCCCCGAGCGCAAGAUAGUUGCGCGCUGCCAGGGUCACAAUUCCUGGGUGUCUGCCGUGGCCUUUGAUCCUUGGCGCUGUGACCAGAAAACCUACCGAUUUGGCAGUGUUGGUGAUGACUGCCGGCUGCUGCUGUGGGAUUUCAGCGUCGGCAUGUUGCACCGUCCCAGGGCGGUUAGUAUCUCCCUCUAUUACUGGAAUCAAUUCCGUCAGAGCCCCUCUAACAAGAUGUAA